ACGAAAAAAAAAAUAUAAAUAAAUAUAAAUAAUUGAGAUUAAAUAAAAAAUAAUAAAAAUGGGAUCAGAACAAAGUUCUCAAAAUUCAAAUAAUCAAAAUACAUCAAGAACUGGUCAACUUCGUCGUGGUAAAAGUGUACCAAAUCGUGAAAGUAUACCAAAUGAUACACCACCAAGAUCAACAAGUCCAGGACCAAGUGUAUGUUCUGAUUCUGAUUUACCAUAUAUAUCAUAUACAGUUAAUCAACCAAUUGGUGAUUCACCAAAAAUAAUAAAUAAACAAUUAUUACGUGGUAAAAGUAUUGCAACAACAUCUGAAUUAACAAAAAAAAAACAGAAUUUAACAUCAAGAAAACCAAUAAUAACAAGUGGUAAAACAACACACAAUAUUAUUGUUGUUAAACCAGCAUUAUCUGAUAUUGAUACAAAUAAAGAUCCAGAUUUAAUUAAGCUACAAAAUAUACCAAUGUUUUUACCAAUAAUGCGUGGUACACUUAAUUUACCACCUGGUGUACGUGAUCCAGAAAUAUUAGAGAGACUUGAUCCAAUUGGUUUGUAUAAUCUUUGUGCAAGAUAUCAACAUCAUUUAAAUACAAAUGCACAAAUGAUUGCCAAUGAACAAAAUUUACUUUGUGUUAAUAUUCAUGCUGAAGUUAAUAAGCUAUUAACAAAAGCUAUUGAAAAACAAAAAAAAUUUAAUAAAUUUUUUGAUAGUUUAAAUAAAAUUAAUGAAUUAAGUAAACAAUUAACAAAAUGUCAUAAUCAAUUGAAUCAAACACUUGAAAGUUUGGAGACACUUAAUAAUUUAUUACCAAUUGAUGAACGACUGGAGCCAUUUGUUUGGACAACUGGAUAAAUAUUAUAAAAUAUAUCAUAAAUGUUGUUGAAAAAAAAUUUUAUUUGUAUAAUUUAACUUGUAAUUAAUAAAUAAUUAUUAUGUCA
This is a messenger RNA of Aphidius gifuensis, 942 nucleotides long. RefSeq names its product BLOC-1-related complex subunit 5 (gene BORCS5). Gene Ontology annotation, biological process: positive regulation of anterograde synaptic vesicle transport; lysosome localization; organelle transport along microtubule. The record is from RefSeq and is a predicted model, not a curated record. Gene Ontology annotation, cellular component: synaptic vesicle membrane; cytoplasmic side of lysosomal membrane; BORC complex. The transcript has a single exon. Lineage: Eukaryota; Metazoa; Arthropoda; Insecta; Hymenoptera; Braconidae. Bases 59 to 856 code for a protein of 265 amino acids.